Messenger RNA from Leptidea sinapis, 1209 nucleotides. RefSeq names its product transcription factor Sox-10-like. The transcript is spliced from 3 exons. Lineage: Eukaryota; Metazoa; Arthropoda; Insecta; Lepidoptera; Pieridae. Gene Ontology annotation, molecular function: RNA polymerase II cis-regulatory region sequence-specific DNA binding; DNA-binding transcription factor activity, RNA polymerase II-specific. The coding region runs from base 133 to 765 and encodes 210 amino acids. The record is from RefSeq and is a predicted model, not a curated record. Gene Ontology annotation, biological process: cell differentiation; regulation of DNA-templated transcription; anatomical structure morphogenesis.
UAUCGCGUAAAUAUGUACCAGGGCAGCAUAAGGGGCUCUUUAUUGUAAAUGCGCGCGAGUCGAGCGCACGCGGACUGCUUUGUGCCACUUGUGCCUUCCGUAUCAAUUGACUGUUUUAUAUACUAAGGGACCAUGAAUUGGGGUUCAGAAGAGCCGACUGAGAAGCUGGAAAUCAAUCAGGCGGUUGGAAAACUGUUACUGUCCUUCAAUUAUAACGAAAUAGUGCCGCAACCGAACAAGGGUGGUUGCGUCCGCAAGCCACAUGUUAAGCGGCCAAUGAAUGCCUUCAUGGUGUUCGCCCAGGCAAUGCGAAAGCGUCUCUCAGAGCAGCGGCCGUCACUACACAACGCGGAGCUCAGCAAAUCAUUGGGAUCCAUGUGGAAAAGCUUAAGCGAAGUCGACAAGAUGCCGUUUAUAAAAGAAGCGGAGAAGUUAAGGAACAAACACAAAAAAGAUCAUCCUGAGUACAAAUACCAGCCUAGGCGAAGAAAGCCCCUGCCGGCGCCAUCGACCAGGCUGAGGCGGGAGAUAUCUCCAGAAAGAUCACAGAUUGACUUCUCGCGGAUCGAAGUAGAUAGCGCUCUCAUUGAUGGGCCUCCAGACGGUGCUGAAUUGGACCAGUAUCUCAAACCAGAGCCGGAGUACCACGACCUUCAGCCGCGUUUCAAUCAUGGGCUGGUCCACCAUGUUCCAACACUGUAUGGUCCGCUCCCAUCUCACCUGCAUCCACCUAGCUCUGACUGGUCACAUUACCCUCAUCCAUAACCACAUUCUGACUUAAAAAAACCAGCAGAUAACACUACGUUGAUAUUCUUCUUAAUUCAUUUAUCAUAAAUUAAGUUUUUUGGUAUUUAAAUCCUGUCGUCAGCUUUAUAGGAAUAAUACUCUUACCCUAAUAAUGGCAGCAUUUGUAGGUCUGUUUUCCAUAAGUAUUGACUUCACAUUAGAUAGACCGCAUCCUUAUUUCUUCAUAAUAUUGAGAGUAAGUGGCCAGUGGCCAUUUUUCAAUAAAAACGUUCUCAACCCUUUCAUCCCUGAUUUUUAAUUGAACUUCAAAAAGUCUUCAGAAAAUAAAAUACUAACCCCCUUAUUCAUAAUAGUCUGAUAACUUAAAGCAUUGCUAAUUCUCACUCUGUCUUCUUCUAUUGACCUAAGUCAGAAUGAGAAAAAACGCUCCUAAGCGGCUGUUUAAAGUUAGCGGACCAUUAA